GAUUGCUCCAGCCUUCCAGGAUCCAUUUUGAGGCCUCUUAACUAAGCAUGGGGGGAAGGGUAGCAGAGGCCUCUCUCUCUCACACACAAGCACAUGCUUGAGAAAGCAAAGUAAGCACAGGAAAACAGACAGCACUGAGCAAGAAACCAGCUUAAAUCAUAAACCAGAGAGAAAGAAACAUAGUCUGUUUAAAAUGGCUUCUGAAGACUUUUAUAGUUACACUCUGCCAGGAUAUAAUGAAAAGCACAGGAGAGCUCGUAACUGGACAGAUUCGGAGAUGAAAGCUCUUGUGUAUAUUUGGGAAGAAUAUGUGACAGAGCUAAAGAAGGCUAAGCGCAAUGCUAAAAUCUACGAGACAAUGGCUAAGCAACUUUACGAUUUAAGUGGGGAGCAUCGGCACAGAGAGGAGAUCAAGAUGAAAAUUACCAACAUGACUUUCCAAUUCAGGCAACUGAAGUACACAGCCAGUGGUGGGAAUGGUGUACCUGACUGGCCUUACUACAAAUCUAUUGAGAGGAUCUUGUCAAAGAUACCAGAGCAAAGCCAAAUGAGUCCACAGAAUCUUCCAACAUCUGGACCUUCCACCUCCCAACUCGAAUCUUCUGCGCCCCAGUCAGCUCCACCAAGUGGGUUUCUACCCGAGUACACUGGUUCGUCAGAAGACAGAGACAUCAACGAUGAGGACGAAGAUCUAACAGAAAUCUCUGAAAGUUCUUUUGAGAAAAGGUCGCAGCCACGCAAGAGGCGGAGACUGUCACAUGUGUCACUGCGACAAAAGAAGCUGCGUGUCCUGGACGCAAUGUUGCAGGAACAACGCAGGUUAAGCCGUGCCGUAGAAGAGGCAUGUCACGAAGUUCGCCGUGUUAUGCAUCAGCAAAACUUCCUGCAGGUGCAGAGCCUCCAGCUUCAGGAUCGAAUGAUGAACCUCCUAGAGAAGAUGAUCCCGGCUGUUCCUCAGCCUGCCCAUUCUUGGCCCAAUCCUCCAGCCUCAAAGGGUUUAGGAACACCUACAGCUGAGUGAUGGUACUAAAGAUAACGAUAAGGACUUGUGUUCACAGAAGAAGUGUUGCUAUGCUAUCCAAGUGUUAAAACGGUCAAGUUAUGACCAACUAGUUAUCCAAUAGCUGUACAUUUUUAGAUCUGUUUGAGCCCUGUUAGUCUUAUAUCAAUAAAAAUGUUAUGAAAAUGUUGACAGGUGUAAACUACACAAACAAAUAUCUAGCAUGUUAUUUUGUUUGUGCCCCAGAAGUUACACAGUGGUGAUCUUUCUAUUAAGGCCCUGGCAUACUCACGCUUCGUUCUUCACUCAGAGCCAAAAAAAAAUAAUUUCGAAACAGCUGGGCAACAGUAUACUGUUUGCUAACCUUCAGACACUGGCCAUGCCACUGUGGUAGGUGUUCAGAGGAUCAUUUAAAUAUGAAGAUGCACAACAUUUACAUGUAAAACCUUAUGUAAUGUGACAUUAAAAUGUGUUAUCAAUGAAUUUAUGCCUCAUUCUAUAAGUAGAAUUCACACAAGAUCUGCAAAAGAUAUUGUUUUAACCACUCGAAUCGAUGAUGACUUAAAGUAAUAUAUAUUCAGUAGAUAAUGUUUAAUUUGUCAUGUUUACAUUCUACAUUCAUGGCGAUAAUAUGCUUGCACUUUAGACGCGGCCAUAGUAUGAAGUGAAGGGCAGUAGCUGCGCUACAGAUAGUGAAGCUUUUAGCUUAACUACAUUUCUGUGUAGCGAAGUGGUAGCUUUGCUAGUUUUAAAAUCAAGUAGUUUUUCAGUAACAAAGCUAUAUUUUUGAUUAGGUAGUGACGUAGUGUUGAUAAAAGCUACACCACUACAUACUGCCAUGUACCCGGUGUUUACUAUCUCCAGCGGUUCUCACUCGCCCACACACUAAUGAAAUACUGUAAAACACGGAAAAUAAAGAUGAGUGCAGUAGAUAUUUAUCUACAAUCAGGGGCAGACUGGGACUAAAAAGUGGCCCUGGACUUUCUGGCCCAGAGUGGCCCACCAAACCCGGCCCGCAACACACCACACCAUAACACACAGGCUCAUUGAUUUCAUUUUCCGGCUCAAUUUCAAAUAUUUGUGUUGAAAAAAAGACAUUUCUAUUGACUGAUAGACAUGACAACGGGCCCCACCAGUGCAAAAAUUGACAAAACUUUAAAACAUAUAAAACCACUGUAAAUGUGAUGAGUGGAUUUUUUAGAGAAAGCACUAAAAUAAGCACUUUAUAGCUCAGACAAAUAAUAUGUCUGGAGACUUUUUUCCCAACAUACAGAUGUUAGGAUAAAAUGUACAUGAAAGUACAAGGGAAAGUGUGUAUUUUAGGUGCUGUGACAAGUCAACAUUUCUUCAAAGUUUUUAAAUAUCUUAAUCACCUUUCAGCUUUUUUCCAGAAGUGCAAAUAAACUAUUGUCUUAGUAAAUAUGAGGUUGUGGAAACAACAAGUAUAACAAUAAUAUAUUACAGUUGAAGUCAGAAGUUUACAUACACUUAGGUUGAAGUCAUUAAAACUAUUUUUUUAACCACUCCACAGAUUUCAUAUUAGCAAACUAUAGUUUUGGCAAGUCAUUUAGUCUACUUUGUGCAUGACACUAGUAAUUUUUCCAAAAAUUGUUUACAGACAGAUUGUUUCACUUUAACUGACUAUAUCACAAUUCCAGUGGGUCAGAAGUUUACAUAUCCCAAGUUAACUGUGCCUUUAAGCAGCUUGGAAAAUUCCAGAAAAUGAUGUCAAGCCUUUGCAAAUUAGUGUCAAUUGGAGGUGUACCUGUGGAUGUAUUUUAAGGCCUACCUUCAAACUAAGUGCCUCUUUGCUUGACAUCAUGGGAAAAUCAAAAUAAAUCAGCCAAGACCACAAAAAUUGUGGACCUUCACAAGUCUGGUUUAUCCUUGGGAGCAAUUUUCAAAUGCCUGAAGGUACCACGCUCAUCUGUACAAACAAUAGUACGCAAGUAUAAACACCAUGGGACCACACAGCCAUCAUACCGCUCAGGAAGAAGACGUAUUCUGUCUCCUAGAGAUGAACGUAGUUUGGUAUGAGAAGUGCAAAUCAAUCCCAGAACAACAGCAAAGGACCUUGUGAAGAUGCUGGAGGAAAUAGGUAGACAAGUAUCUAUAUCCACAGUAAAAUUAGUGGAUAUAUCAUCAUAACCUGAAAAGCUGCUCAGCAAGGAAGAAGCCACUGCUCAAAACCGCCAUAAAAAGCCAGACUACAGUUUGCAAGUUCACAUUGGGACAAAGAUAUUACUUUUUGGCCAUAAUAACCAUUGUUAUGUUUGGAGGAAAAAGGGUGAGGCUUGCAAGCCGAAGAACACCAUCCCAACCGUAAAGCAUGGGGGUGGCAGCAUCAUGUUGUGGGGGUGCUUUGCUGCAGGAGGAACUGGUGCACUUCACAAAAUAGAUGGCAUCACGAGGAAGGAAAAUUAUGUGGAUAUAUUGAAGCAACAUCUCAAGAAAUCAGCCAGGAAGUUAAAGCUCUGUCGCAAAUGGGUCUUCCAAAUGGACAAGGACCCCAAGCAUCCUCCAAAGUUGUGGCAAAAUGGCUUAAGGACAACAAAGUCAAGGUAUUGGAGUGGCCAUUACAAAGCCCUGACCUCAAUCCGAUAGAACAUUUGUGGGCAGAACUGAAAAAGGGUGUGUGAGCAAGGAGGCCUAAAAACCUGACUCGGAUACACCAGUUCUGUCUGGAGGAAUGGACCAAAAUUCCAGCAACUUAUUGCGAGAAGCUUGUGGAAGACUACCCAAAAUGUUUGACCCAAGUUAAACAAUUUAAAGGCAAUGCUACCAAAUACAAACAAAGUGUGUGUAAACUUCUGACCCACUGGGAAUUUGAUGAAAGAAAUAAAAGCUGAAAUAAAUAAUUCUCUCUACUAUUAUUCUGACAUUUCACAUUCUUAAAAUAAAGAAGUGAUCCUAACUGACCUAAGGCAGGGAAUGUUUUCUAUGAUUAAAUGUCAGGAAUUGUGAAAAACUGAGUUUAAAUGUAUUUGGCUAAGGUGUAUGUAAACUUCUGUCUUCAACUGUAUAUAUGUACUGUAUAUACGGUAUAGCUAUACAAGAUCAUAAAAUGUUUAAAAUAGUUAGAUGAUGUGUCACACAGCAGGACACUGAUGACAAUGCUUAAAUUUCAUGUUAAUUACUCAUAACUAUGUGUAAAUAUAAUUUUUUUUUAAAUCAGUGAAAACAAAUUUGUCCAGAAUAUGUACAUAUAUAAAUAUACAAAUAUAAAUAUAUGUAAAAAAUAAAUAA
This is a messenger RNA of Myxocyprinus asiaticus (Chinese sucker), 4246 nucleotides long. Its product is annotated as myb/SANT-like DNA-binding domain-containing protein 1. Gene Ontology annotation, cellular component: nuclear body. The transcript is spliced from 3 exons. Gene Ontology annotation, biological process: positive regulation of DNA-templated transcription. The coding region runs from base 194 to 1021 and encodes 275 amino acids. The record is from RefSeq and is a predicted model, not a curated record. NCBI's taxonomy places the organism in Eukaryota, Metazoa, Chordata, Actinopteri, Cypriniformes, Catostomidae.